Messenger RNA from Mytilus trossulus (common blue mussel), 2595 nucleotides. RefSeq names its product delta-aminolevulinic acid dehydratase-like. The record is from RefSeq and is a predicted model, not a curated record. The transcript is spliced from 8 exons. Bases 45 to 1034 code for a protein of 329 amino acids. Gene Ontology annotation, molecular function: porphobilinogen synthase activity; zinc ion binding. Gene Ontology annotation, biological process: heme biosynthetic process. NCBI's taxonomy places the organism in Eukaryota, Metazoa, Mollusca, Bivalvia, Mytilida, Mytilidae. Gene Ontology annotation, cellular component: cytosol.
CUCGGAUUUUAACCAUUAUAGAAGAGUGCCACAUAGCAGACAACAUGUCAUGCCACACUGCCUUACACAGCGGCUAUCACCAUCAGGUUUUGCGGUCAUGGCAGCAAACAAACUCAUCAAUUACUGCCGAUAAUUUGAUUUAUCCAUUAUUUAUAACAGAUGAUGAUGACACAGUACAAGAAAUUACCAGCAUGCCUGGCCAAUCAAGAUAUGGAAUUAAUACCCUGAAGAAUGCCUUAGAACCACUAGUAGCUAAAGGCCUUAAAACUGUACUGAUAUUUGGUGUUCCAAGUAAAUUACCAAAGGAUGAUUCUGGUUCAAGUGCAGAUUCUUCAAAUACACCAGCCAUCAUAGCUACAAGAAAAUUAAGAGAAUGGUUCCCUAGUCUAAUGGUGGCAUGUGAUGUGUGCUUGUGUCCAUACACCAGCCAUGGACAUUGUGGUAUACUAAGAAAAGAUGGAAGCAUUGAUAAUGAUGCCAGCAUAAAAAGAUUGGCUGAGAUUUCUUUAGCCUAUGCCAAAGCAGGUUGUCAGAUAAUAGCUCCAUCAGACAUGAUGGAUGGAAGGGUUGGUGCAAUUAAACAAAUCCUUGCUGACAAUGGUUUGGGAAAUACAGUCACAGUAAUGAGUUAUAGCGCAAAAUUUUCAUCAUCAUUCUAUGGACCAUUUAGAGAUGCAGCCAAGUCAGCUCCUGCCUUUGGUGAUAGGAAGUGUUAUCAGUUACCUCCAGGUUCAUCAGGUUUAGCAGAGAGAGCUGUUGACCGUGAUGUACAAGAGGGAGCAGAUAUUUUGAUGGUAAAACCUGGUCUGGCUUAUCUAGAUGUGGUCAAGAUGGUUAAGACAAAGUAUCCUAACCAUCCACUUGCUAUUUACCAAGUGUCAGGAGAGUAUGCAAUGUUAUACCAUGGUGCUAAGGCUGGUGCUUUUAAUCUGAAGACCACCUUGCUAGAAGUUCUGACAAGCAUGAGGAGAGCUGGUGCUGACAUUAUCAUCUCAUACUACACUCCAGACUUAUUGGAUUGGCUAAAGGAAUGAUCUUGUUUUUUUUUAUUUUAAAUUCCAUCAAACAGCUGACAGGGACCAGGGCAAUGUUAAACUUUGUCUGUCCUUAGAAAUACAAUAAUCAUCAAGACUUUUUCUAUCAUGCCUACAAAUGUUGAAUGCGUAACAGACACUUUAACGUUUUGUCCUGGUAGACAUACUAUUGGGUGAAUAAAAACUCUUCGACUUAAGAUCAUACUUAUCUGGACUUUUCUAAUGUUUUUCUUUGAAUAUUUUCUCAAUGUUAGUUAUAUAGUUGCAUGUUUAUUUUUAUACUACAUGUAUAACUAAAUAAAUAAAUAAAGUGUUUGUUGCACUAUAAACAGUCAUCAUAUUAACAGUAGGUUGACAUUCCAAUAUAACUUUCUAACCUAAGCAUGUGCGCCAAGUGUAAAUUUUUGCAGUUUUCUUAUGUUGCUUACACAAACCAUUCUUCAUGCUAAAUGUGGAAUCAUGUACACACAAGUGUUCUAAGUUUUGUUAAACAUAUUUUGAGGCGUCAUAUUUAAAGCUUUUAUUUCAUUAAUUUUGUUUAGAAAAGAAAUAAUGUGGAUUGAAUAUCUAUUUGAGUCAGGUAGUUAUGAACACUUUUUUCAUUCCUUUUUGAAUUUUUGAAAAUUUAUUUGGAAUGACCAGAAGUUCUGUCCUAUUGGUUACUGAUAAAACCAUUUUGCUCCAGUGACCAGGAACUAGAGACUGAAUUACCUUCCUCUACCUGGUACAUUUAUGUAAACUUUGUUUUCUAGUGAAAUAGAGUUUUUGAGACUCAUAUAAAAAUAUGGACUAUGCACUUUCUGCUGAUAAUGAAUGCAACUACAUCAAUAGGAAAGGAAUCUAAGAUAUAUUAUUGUUCAAAACAUUUUUAUGCCCCACCUACGAUAGUAGAGGGGCAUUAUGUUUUCUGGCCUUUGCCUCCGUUCGUUCGUCCUCUUCAGGUUAAAGUUUUUGGUCAAGGUAGUUUUUGAUGAAGUUGAAGUCCAAUCAAUUUGAAACUUAGUACACAUGUUCCCCAUGAUAUGAUCUUUCUAAUUUUAAUGCCAAAUUAUAGUUUUGACCCCAAUUACAUGGUCCACUGAACAUAGAAAAUGAUAGUGCGAAGUUCAGGUUACAGUUUUUGGUCAAGGUAGUUUUUGAUGAAGUUAACGUUACAUCAACUUGAAACUUAGUACACAUGUUCCCUAUGACAUGAUUUUUCUAAUUUCAAUUCCAAAUUAAAGUUCUGAACCCAAUUUUCACGGUCUACUGAACACAGAAAAUGAUAGUGCGAGUGGGGCAUCUGUGUACUAUGGACACAUUCUUGUUAUUUUUCAUCUAAUAUUUGGGAUUUUCGAUUUUGGAUUUAAAUUUAAUUCAUAAAUAAGGUGGUUCAACAGUGCUGGUACUAAGUAUAUUAAAUCACCUUUGUUUCAAUAUAAACAUUUUAGGUGUUAAACAAUGAAGAUCAGGCAUUUAUCAUUGUUAGGUGCAUCUCUGAUUACUGUUAGAUUUGAAUUAAUAGCAUGAUAGAUUUUUUAUUAUAAGAUUUACUCUAUUUUAUAAAAAAUUAUUACACUGA